AUGCCACGAUCGUGGACUGAUAUUGUCGCUGAGAAGCGCGCAAUACGCGAUGAGAAACUCACAAAGUGCUACGGUGAAAAUGUACCCUCUGAUCCUCGCAUCAUCGCUGCCAAAGACAUCCAAGCCUUGACAAAGCUACUAGAAGCCCGGAACGUUACAGCCGAGGCCGUUGUCCUUGCUCACAUAGCCAAAGCCAAAGAAGCCCAUCAGAGAACAAACUGUCUAACAGAAAUAUGCUUCGAUGAGGCCCUGGAGCAUGCCAGGGAGCUCGAUGCGUUUCAACAGGAACAUGGGCGGCUGAAAGGUCCCCUCCAUGGUGUCCCGGUUUCACUCAAAGACCAAUUUAAUCUCAAGGGCCUCGAUUCAACACUAGGCUAUGUUGGCCGCGCUUUCCAUCCCGCUGCCUCGGAUUGUGUCUUGGUCAAGGUGCUUAAACAGCUUGGCGCUGUCAUUUUGGCCAAAACAAAUCUGCCGCAGUGUAUUCUGUGGGGAGAAACAGAUAAUCCACUUUGGGGCCUGACCACACACCCAAUGAACCCCGAGUAUACCCCAGGUGGCUCCUCUGGAGGCGAGGGUACUCUCCUGGCGCUCAAUGGCUCAAUGCUAGGUUGGGGAACAGAUAUUGGCGGUUCUAUCCGCGUUCCGUCUCACAUGAACGGUUUAUGGGGCUUUAAACCAAGCAGUGGAAGGUUUUCCUACGAAGCCGUGGCGGUCUCCCAGGAUGGACAACAACAGAUACCCUCGGUCGUUGGCCCUAUGGCAAGAACCCUAAGCACUAUUACAUUGGCUUCGAAAGCCAUGAUAGAAGCUGAGUGUUGGAGACUUGAUCCUCAGCUGCCUCCUAUGCCAUGGAGAAAAGACGUCUUCCAGGAAUAUCUGCAAAAGCCGUUAGUUAUUGGAAUUAUGGUAGAUGACGGAACGGUAAAGGUUCAUCCGCCAAUCGAAAGGGUGUUUAAAGAAUUCUGCAAGAAGUUGGAGGCAGCUGGGCACGAGCUCGUACCCUGGGAUACAUCUCUCAACGCUGACUGCAUCAAAAUCAUGGAUGAGCAUUACAUAGCUGAUGGAGGCGAGGAUAUUCGACGCGAUAUGGCUGCAGGGGGCGAGCCAUAUAUGCCCCAUGUCCAAAACUUGGUGGAUCGUGGCUCUGCGAUAUCAGUCUACGAAUAUUGGCAACUAAACAAGAGGAAGAAGGCUACACAAGCAGCCUAUAACACGAUGUGGAACGCGACGAAGUCGUCGUCUGGCAAGCCCGUUGACGUUCUCCUUGUGCCUACUAUGCCGCACACUGCAAUUCCGCACCGCACACUCCGGUAUCCCGGCUACACGAAGCUGUUUAACAUGCUCGACUACAGUGCGCUAUCUUUCCCAGCAGGUACGGCUUUGAAGGCUCUAGAUUCUGUCUGUACUGGGGAAUAUGAGCCUCGAAAUGCUGCUGAUGCUUGGAACUGGAGCUUGUACGACAUUGAGAAAAUGGACGGUUAUAGUGUUGGUCUACAGAUUCUCCGCGUCAGUCCAUCACGAGAGUCUAUCAGGGCCAAGAGUAGCGAGUUUACAAAAUCACUCAAGCACUACCUAAUCGAGCCUCUGAGCGUCCUUAUGCUUUUACGCUUGCCGCCAGUCUUUCUCACAGUAUUAAUCGCCAUUGCAUCUUGUUCCGUCUACAUCCUCAACAUUGCCAUCGAAUCCGGUUUUGCUGACUCCCCGUACAACUUCAACCAAACAACUGUAGGAUUGGCAUAUAUGAGCACCGGGAUAGGGUACAUUCUUUCGUCCAUGGCCGGUGGCCGCUGGAUGGAUUCCAUCAUGGCAAGGGAGGCUCGCAAGGUUGUCAGAUCUGAUUCGCACGGUAAACUUAUUUCCUUACCAGAAGACCACAUGAAGGAGAAUGCUUGGGUAGCCAAUACCUUGUAUCCUCUCUCAUCACUAUGGUUUGGAUGGACAAUGUACUACGGGGUGCAGUUCAUGGUACCUAUCAGCGCGCUUUUCGUCUUCGGUUUCACCUUGAUGCUUCACUUCACUCUCGGUACAACAAUGCUCACGGAGUUUGUGCGUAAACGUAGCUCUGCCGGCGUCACUGUCAACAACUUCGUUCGAAACAUCUUGAGCUGCGUCGGCACUAUAGUUGCCGCCCCAUGGAUGAAGGGUGUAGGCUUGCGCUACAUGAUGACAAAAUUAUGUAUUAUUUGCUUACUGUUGGGCUCCUUGGGGAUUUGGCUCAUUACUAGGAAUGCGCAAAGAUGGAGAGGGACACUGGAUAAGGCCCUAAAGGAGAUGGAUUGA
This is a messenger RNA of Fusarium verticillioides 7600, 2280 nucleotides long. RefSeq lists its product as hypothetical. NCBI's taxonomy places the organism in Eukaryota, Fungi, Ascomycota, Sordariomycetes, Hypocreales, Nectriaceae. The transcript has 8 exons. Bases 1 to 2280 code for a protein of 759 amino acids. The record is from RefSeq and is a predicted model, not a curated record.